AUGUUUGCUUGUAAGACUGGCUCUCUGAAAUGUACACAGUGGUUAACAGAGUAUAAUGCAGAUGUUAAUGCUAUGAACAGAGCUGAAUGGACUCCAUUGAUGUAUUGUUGUAUCUCUAGCUCUCCGGAAUGUACACGGUGGUUAACGGAGCUUGGUGCAGAUGUCAAUGCUAGGAACAAUAAUGAUAUAACUGCAUUGAUGUUGGCUUGUAAAUCUGGCUCUCUGGAAUGUACACAGUGGUUAACAGAGCAUGGUGCAGAUGUCAAUGCUAGUGACAAUGAUGGUAGGACUGCAUUGAUGUCGGCUUGGGACUCUGUCUCUCUGGAAUGUGUACAGUGGUUAACAGAGCAUGGUGCAGAUGUCAAUGCUAGUGACAAUGAUGGUAGGACUGCAUUGAUGUCGGCUUGUGACUCUGGCUCUCUGGAAUGUGUACAGUGGUUAACAGAGCAUGGUGCAGAUGUCAAUGCUAGGGACAAUAAUGAUAGAACUGCAUUGAUGUUGGCGUGUGAAUCUGGCUCUCUGGAAUGUACACAGUGUUUAACAGAGUAUGGUGCAGAUGUUGAUGCAAGGAACAGAGCUGGUAAGACUCCAUUGAUGUAUGCGAUCUCCAGCUCUCGAGAAUGUACAGAGUGGUUAACGGACCAUGGUGCAGAUGCCAAUGCUAGGGAUAAUGCUGGUAGGACUGCAUUAAUGUAUGCUUGUAAGUCUAGGUCUCUUGAAUAUAUACAGUGUUUAGCAGAGCAUGGUGCAGAUGUCAAUGCAAGGGACAAUAAUGGUAGGACUGUAUUGAUGCAUGCUUUUGACUCUUAUUCUCUAGAAUGUACACGUAUACAGUGGUUUGCAGAGCAUGGUGCAGAUAUCAAUGCAAGGGACAAUAAUGGUAGGACUGUAUUGAUGCAUGCUUUUGACUGUCACGCUCUGGAAUAUAUACAGUGUUUAACAGAGCAUGGUGCAGAUGUCAAUGCAAGGGACAAUUAUGGUAGGACUGUAUUGAUGCAUGCUUUUGACUGUCACUCUCUGGAAUGUACACAUAUACAGUGUUUAGCAGAGCAUGGUGCAGAUGUAAAUGCUAGGGACAACAAUGGCAGGACUGCAUUGAUGUAUGCUUGCGACUCCUGUCACUCUCUGGAAAGUAUACAAUGUUUAAUAGAGCAUGGUGCAGAUGUAAAUGCAAGGGCCAAUUCCAGGAAUAACAAAAACAAAACUGAACUCAUGAUAAGUAUUCAGAGAAGAUCCAUCGAGUGGGUCAGAAUAUUUACAGAUGCCUGUGCAGAUGUCAAUGCUAUUGAUGAUUCAGGCAAUUCAGCAUUAGCUUACCUAGAUGCGUCAAACCCUGAACGUAGUGAAAUAUAUUCUAUCUUAACCAUACUUGGGGCCAAAGAUGAAGAUUACCAAAAACUCAAGUCACUUAACAGAUAUGCAAUUAAUGAUCAGCAACAUGAAUCCAUUUAAUCUAUCAAUGCAAUGAAAGCUAAAUGGAAGCUUAAUUUAUCUUAUCAGGCUAGACAGUCUCUUUAUCAAACUUGUGUGUCAAACAACCGACAAUACACAUAUACAAUGAAAAGUCUUAUUAAAGACGGGAUUUUGCCUUCAAGGUUGGCUAACUUUAUCCUGUUUAAGGAUCCAGAUGCUAUUAGUGAAAUUUCAGCUAUCAUAAAAUAACUGCAUAAUUGUUAUAAAGUGGAUACUUUAAGAAAAGAACAAGAGCAACGUUAUAAAGUAUAUUUACUAAGUAGAUGGGUGUUAUAAUAAGAAUGAGACUGAGGUGAGGGAAGAACAAAAAAAAAGAAAGAAAGAAGACUACAUAGCUAAAACAUGAGCAAGCAAACAACAAAAACAAGAUG
Molecule: messenger RNA, 1844 nt
Organism: Owenia fusiformis
Lineage: Eukaryota; Metazoa; Annelida; Polychaeta; Sabellida; Oweniidae
Source: the annotation of a GenBank genome assembly